ACAAGUAGCUGCAGAAGCAAAAGAAGAAGCUAAGAAAUCCAAAGAUACUAAAAUCGAAUUCGUCAAAGAGGUGUGAAUCGGAAAAUGGCGUUGCAGUGGAUGAUACUGACGUACGUGGUGGCGGCAGAGGCGGCCGUAGCCCUUCUGCUAACUCUCCCGGCGCCCAAGCUCUUGAAGAACCGCCUCGUCUCUUUGAUCUCUCUCAUUCUUCAGCCGGCGCUCUUCGUCGUCCCCUUCGCCGGAUUCCAGCUCCUCGAUAUCUACUGGAAGAUGGAGCAUCGCUUGAUGUGCACCUCAGACAUCUGCACUGCUGCUGAGCGCGACCGCUUUGAGAAAUCCAUGUACAAGGCUCAAAAGAAUGUAAUUCUCUGCUCUGCAGCAUGUCUUCUUUACUGGUGCAUCUAUCGCAUCUGUAAGUACUGCAAGGAUAUUGAAAGGUUGGAGGAAGUGGAGAAGAGGUUCAAGGAAGAGUAGCUGUUCAGCUAGUUCUCAUGUAUUUGUUCGUCUGAAGUGGAUCCAACUGAGUUCAUAUUUUUCGUCGUAAAUGGGAAACCAAUAUUACCUUUAGUAAUACUGUAAUAUUUUGAAUUUGUUUGGUAACCAUCCGUAGACAUCUCUCGAGUAUGUGUUUUAGCCUGUUAUCCUGGUAGCUCGAUCCACUUCAUAUGAAAACCAUGACAAUGAUAAAGUGCUUAAAAGUUUGUCCA
Molecule: messenger RNA, 707 nt
Organism: Rosa rugosa (rugosa rose)
Lineage: Eukaryota; Viridiplantae; Streptophyta; Magnoliopsida; Rosales; Rosaceae
Exons: 4
Coding region: 85-474 (129 amino acids)
Biological process (GO): intracellular protein transport; endoplasmic reticulum to Golgi vesicle-mediated transport
Cellular component (GO): endoplasmic reticulum; endoplasmic reticulum membrane
Source: RefSeq, a predicted model, not a curated record